AUGUCCCCCGAAGAGCUCCGCGAGAAAUACCCCAAGUUCUUUGGUACCAUGGCGUAUCCCUACAUGAACGGUACUCUUCACGCAGGACACAGUUUCACAGCGAGUAAAGUGGAGUUCAUGGCCGCCACAGCCCGCAUGGAGGGAAAGAGAGCCCUCUUCCCUCUCGGAUUCCACUGCACUGGUAUGCCCAUAAAGGCUUGUGCAGACAAGCUCCGCGAUGAGGUCCAGAAGUUUGGAAAGAACUUUGAAGGCUACAAGGAUGAAGACGAGGUGGCUGAGGCUGUCGCUGCUCCUACCCAAGAGGUCAAGGGCGAGCAGCAAGAGAAAUUCUCUGGAAAGAAGAGCAAGGCUGCUGCCAAAACCGUGAAGAUGAAGUACCAAUUCCAGAUUAUGCUGGCCAUUGGAAUUCCCAUUGAGGAGAUCCACAAGUUCGCGGAUGCCUCGUACUGGCUCCAGCACUUCCCACCCCUCGCCAUCCGUGAUCUCGACAGUCUCGGCGCUGGUAUCGAUUGGCGCCGACAAAUGGUCACCACCGACGCAAACCCCUACUACGAUGCGUUUGUGCGCUGGCAGAUGAACCGCCUGUACGAACUCGGCAAGAUUCAGUACGGUAACCGAUACACUGUUUAUUCUCCGAAAGACGGCCAGCCAUGCAUGGACCACGACCGAACCGAGGGUGAGGGUAUUGGUCCUCAGGAGUACACCGCUAUGAAGCUGAAGGUGAAGGAGUGGGCACCCGAAAUCGCGGAGCUCGUGAAGGGUAAAAUUGAGGACGAUGCCAGUGUUUACUUCACCCCCGCUACCUUACGUCCAGAGACCAUGUAUGGUCAAAACUGCUGCUUCCUUGGACCUAAGAUCGAAUAUGGAAUAUUCAAGGUUAAAGAGAAGGAGUACUAUAUCUGCACCAAACGGGGUGCUUGGAACAUGGCUUUCCAGGGAACCUUUUUCGAUAGCGAACACUUUCCUAAGACCCAGGAUGAGUUGCCCACCGUUCUUACGGCUCCGGGAUCCGCAUUUGUCGGCACUCUCGUGGAUGCCCCUCUGUCGUUCCACAAGGAAGGUGUCCGUAUUUUGCCUAUGGAUGGUGUUUCAGCUACUAAGGGUACUGGUGUUGUCACUUGCGUACCAUCGGACAGCCCCGACGACUACGCAACUUUGGUCGACCUUGCAAAGAAGUCCGAGUACUAUGGCAUUCAGAAGGAGUGGGCUGAAUUAGAAAUUUUCCCUCUCAUUGAGACACCCACUUACGGCAACCUCACCGCGCCUGCCUUGGUAAAGAAACUCAAGAUCAACUCCCCCAAAGAUGUCAACCAGCUCGCACAGGCUAAGGAGUUGGCCUAUGGUGAAGCCUUCUACAAGGGAACUAUGAUUGUUGGAGAAUAUAAGGGUGAGCCCGUGAGCGCUGCCAAGGACAAGAUCCGCAAGUCUCUUUACGAUAGUGGUGAUGCUUUCCCCUUCGCCGACCCCAUGGGCAAGGUUGUCAGCCGAAGUGGAGACGACUGUGUCGUUGCCUACCUUGGGCAAUGGUUCUUGAACUACGGUGAGAAUGAUGCGCAGUGGCAACAAGACACCCUUGGCCACGUUGUCAACACACUCAACACAUAUGCAAACGAGACGAAGAACGGCUUCGAGAAGAACCUUUCAUGGCUCAACCGCUGGGCCUGCGCUAGAACAUAUGGCCUAGGCUCAAAACUUCCCUGGGAUCAGCAAUUCCUCGUUGAGAGUUUGAGUGACAGUACGGUCUACAUGGCCUACUACACCAUCGCACACCUUUUGCACGGUGACCGGUAUGGUAAGACCACCGGUACUCUCAAUAUCAACCCCGAGCAGAUGAUCGACGAGGUCUGGGACUACGUCUUCUGCCGACGCGAGAUCAGCGACGAGCUCAUCAACAAGAGCGGAUUGACCAAGGACGCUCUUCUAUCUCUGCGAAGAGAAUUCGAAUACUGGUACCCUAUGGAUGUCCGUGUAUCUGGAAAGGAUCUGAUUCAAAACCACUUGACUUUCUUCCUCUACAUCCACGUUGCUCUCUUCCCUCCACAGUACUGGCCUCGUGGUGUCCGUGCUAACGGACACUUGCUCCUGAACGGUGACAAGAUGAGCAAGAGCACCGGAAACUUCCUAACCCUUAAAGACUCGGUCGACAAGUUCGGUGCCGAUGCUACUCGUAUUGCAUUCGCAGACGCGGGUGACGGUAUUGAAGAUGCCAACUUCGAGGAGAGCGUUGCCAACAGUAACAUCCUGCGUCUCUUCACACUCAAGGAGUGGAUUGAGGAAGUCGUCAAGGAUGACAGCCUCCGAACUGGACCCGCCGACCACUUCUGGGACAGGGUUUUCGACAACGAACUCAACACCCUGGUUCGCGAAGCCAAGAAGAACUACCAAGACACCAACUUCAAGCUCGCCUUGAAGUCCAGUCUGUACGAUUUGGUCGGUGCCCGUGACGCCUACCGUGAGGCCGCCACAUCUGCCGGCAUAGGCAUGCACCGCGAUGUCGUCCUGCGCUAUAUCGAGCUCCAGGCUCUCAUGAUGUCGCCAAUCGCACCCCAUUGGUCUGAGUACAUCUGGCUCGAAAUAUUGAAGAAGGGCGACACCAUCCACCGCGCCGUCUUCCCCGAAGUCCCUGAACCCUCACCCGAGCUCUCCGCAGCAACCAACUACGUCCGCUCAACAUCCUCCAACAUCCUCUCUUCAGAGGCCAACUUCGUUCGCAAGCUCGCCAAGGGCAAGAGCGCAAACUUCGACCCACGAAAGCCCAAGAAGAUCACGAUCUUCGCAGCCAAGAAGUUCCCCUCCUGGCAAGAAAAGUACAUUGACCUCGUCCGUGAAGCUUUUGACGCCGUAAGCAUCUCGAUCAACGACAAAGACCUUAACGCCAAGGUCGGCAAGUUUGGUGAAAUGAAGAAGGCUAUGCCAUUCGUUCAGAACCUCAAGAAGCGUCUGGUCACGACCAAGGAGGCUCCUGAGACUGUCUUUGACCGAAAACUGCCGUUCGAUGAGUUCCAGGUGCUGAAGGAGAUGACCGUGAACUUGAAGAAGACGACGGGCGCGAAGGAGAUUGAGGUUGUUGCUGUUGAUGAGGGUGGCAAGACCGGUGAGGUUGUCGGCUCUGGUGAGAAGAGAGAGGGCCUGCAAGCUGAGAAUGCCGUUCCUGGUCAGCCGACGUUUAGCUUCGUCAACGUGGAGUAA
Aspergillus versicolor CBS 583.65 is the source of this 3189-nucleotide messenger RNA. RefSeq names its product leucine--tRNA ligase CDC60. Bases 1 to 3189 code for a protein of 1062 amino acids. The record is from RefSeq and is a predicted model, not a curated record. Gene Ontology annotation, molecular function: leucine-tRNA ligase activity; aminoacyl-tRNA deacylase activity; ATP binding. The transcript is spliced from 3 exons. NCBI's taxonomy places the organism in Eukaryota, Fungi, Ascomycota, Eurotiomycetes, Eurotiales, Aspergillaceae. Gene Ontology annotation, biological process: leucyl-tRNA aminoacylation.